This is a messenger RNA of Closterium sp. NIES-67, 1933 nucleotides long. The record is from the annotation of a GenBank genome assembly. NCBI's taxonomy places the organism in Eukaryota, Viridiplantae, Streptophyta, Zygnematophyceae, Desmidiales, Closteriaceae.
GUGAGGCAUGGCCCAUUUCAACCAAGUCGCAUUCCGAGGCAGGAGUCCAGGCUGGCCGCGGCGUCCUUCAUCAGCGCGCGCUUCGCCUCUUGCCCCCAGAGACUGUAAUGGCUGCAGAUAUUGGGCGCUGGCACACGUUUCUUGUCCCUUGGCGACGUGUAGAACAGCAGGUUAGGUGCAUCAAAGACGAGGUUCGAUAUCCGCGGCCAGAUGUGUUGGAAGCCGUCAGCUUGUCUCAAGCACACGCGAUACCUCUGUUAACAAUUGCCGAAAGCACUUCAGCGUUUUCCUGAGACUUUAGUACGUAACCCAUUCCACAGCGUGCUAGGUGUGAGCGAGCGAUUAGUCCGACGACCGGUGACAGUUAGCCGAAAUGGCGGCAGCCGCUUCGGUCUCCUUCAGCACAAGCGACAGCAGCGGCGGCAACAGCGGCGGCAGCGGCGGCGAGUGCAAGGAGAGAAAGACGUACGCGUCUCGCCGCGGCGAUACGUCUCGCCUCGGCGCGUUCCAGCUGCCGUUCCUGAGCGCGGCGCCGGACUCGCCCCUCAACCCCUCCUCUCUCCUCACCUCCCCCACCGUCACCUCCCCCUCUGCUUCCGCCUCUGCUUCCGCCGCCGCCGCUGAUGCGACCGCCGCGGUGAUAGCAGAGGGGCUUUCCGCCGCGUCUUUCGCGCGCCGGCGCGCUCCGCGCCACGAGGCUUCCGCGGAGCAUCAUGGGGCGGACGCGGCGGGGGACUGGAGCGAAGGGGAUAGUGACUAUAACACGCGGAAGCAGCUUCUUGACGCGUACACGGCGGACGACGACGAGGCGACUGUGCGACGUCGCCUGGCGACGGAGGGGCUGGAGAUGCGCGACCUGGUGCCACGUGGACGAAUGAGCGCGUGGCACGCAGUCAUCGUGCUGGCCUAUCACAUGCUGCCGUACACGCCGCUCCCCUGCACGCUCGCCGCCCUCGCCUGCUUCUACGGCUACAGGGCGUACGGCUGGCAGGGCACGGUGGCGGUGGUGCUGCUGCUCACCUUCCUCCGCCUCAUCCCCCUCUACUACAACUCCGCCCUGCGGAAGAAACUCGCUUUCCUGUACGAGGCCAUGGCGCACUACAUGACACGUGUGCGCGUGAUCGUGCCAGCUCAGCAGGUGCCACGUGGCGGGUACCUGUUCACGGCGCACCCGCACGGCCGCAUGUUCUACAGCAGCAGCAUGCUCAUUCAGACGGCUCACCGCUGGAAGGACGCCUUCUGCCCGCACGGCGAGAUAUUCGGAGCGGCCAACAGCACGUUCUUCACGGUGCCUGUCAUCCGCACCAUGCUGUAUCUCGCCGGCGCCAUCCCUGCCAGCCGCGCCAGCAUCAUCAACAAGCUCAGGCACGGCGACCAUGUGGGCAUAGUGGUGGGGGGGAUCAGGGAGGUGUGUCUGGGAACCAACCCUCACACGGACGUUCUCUACCUCAUGAAGAGGCGGGGGUUUGCGCGCAUAGCAGUGGAAGAAAGAGUGGGAGUGGUCCCCAUGUACUGCUUCAACGAGACGCAGUUGUUCAAGCAUGAUCCGCUGUGGCUGCUACAGUUCUGGGCCAUGGUGAACCGCUAUUGGCGCAUUGGUGUCCCGUUUAUGAGGGGGGUAUGGCACAUGCCAAUGCCCUUUCGAAGGGAUUUGCUGAUCGUGGUGGGGAAGCCUCUCUUUCCCCGAGACGGGGAGACGGUUGAUGAGUUUCACGCGCGAUACGCGGAUGCAGUAUCAAUCAUUUUCCAUAGGUUUGUGGGGCUCUCUUCUCGACCAGCACACAAGCUGCUGAUCCGCUAGUAAACUGGAUUUUCACAUAAGGCUAGGUUUGUUUGGGGGGUUCAAGAUUGCCUUGGAAAGGUAAAUUUGUGCUAGUUUUGUAGAUAAUAAAUUUUGUGUACAGCCAAUAAUUAUCGAGGCCUUUUAGCGAUG